AUGGAUUCUGAUCUUGAGGGCUUGAGCUUUACUGAUUUUAUGCUGCAUGGUAAUCUUAAUCUCCCCCUGGUUCAGAACACCUUUGGCCCUAACCUUGAUUGGUCCUUGAUCAACAGUAUCAGGUUUGAUUUUAAUGCCCAAAAUCUUUGGGUUUGGGGUCCUCGUUCGCUGAGAACUUCUGUUGCUUCAGCAGUUUAUGACUACUUGAUUACCCUUGACCCUCAACCUUGGCCUGGUUGGAGCUUUAUCUGGAAAUUGUUUGUGUUGCCUCGUGUCAGGACCUUUAUUUGGAAAUUAGCUCAUGGUAAACUCCCCUCUGGUGAUUACCUGUAUGGUCUUAAUAUUGGUCCCUUUACCCUUUGUCAUUUCUGUGGGCUGGCUCCUGAAUCUGCAUCUCACACCAUUUGGAACUGCCCUAAAAUUAUGCCUUGUUGGAUUUCUUUGUGUGCUUCAUUUAACUUGGAUCCAAAUGUUUUAGCUAAGUUUGAUACUGGUAUUUGGCUUACUAAUAGAUUUGUUUCUAAGAACUCUGAUGCUUUUUUCAAAGCGCUUAUUGCAAAUUUAGCCUGGAUCAUUUGGAAGGAUCGGUGUAAUUUAAUCUUCAAAGGUUGGCAACCCAAAUACCAUUCCAUCUUUGGAAGGGCUUGGUCCUACUGCACAAACUUCUUCAAUUCUAUUGCCAAAAACAUCAUGGAGUACUCUAUUCCUUCUUGCCCUUUGAAAAAUAUUAGUCUCUUUACUGAUGCUUCUUGGUCUGAUUCUUCUCCUGUGAGCUGUGGAUUAGGUUUUAUUGCCAUCUCAAAUGUUGGUCAAGUAUUGCUUGCUGGUGCAAUGGGCUGCAGCUCUGUCUCUCCCAUUUCAGCGGAGAUUGCAGCCAUUCUCUUUGCUCUUGACCAGUGUAUUGUCCGUCUGAUCAAUCACUUCGAUAACUGCGUGGCGUGGCACUACAAGCGUGAAAUUGACAGCCUCAAAUCCAGGAUUAUCAACACUUGUUCCGCUAUCAAGACCAUUCCCCGGACUGAAAAUCUACUCGCUGAUGCUUUGGCUCACUUUGGACGUUCAAACCCUCAUCUCUCCCUGUUCUCUCAGGGAUUAGACCGCCCCAGAUGGCUUGAGGAUCUUUGCCUAAGCCUAAAUCUCUUCUUCUAA
This is a messenger RNA of Dioscorea cayenensis subsp. rotundata (Guinea yam), 1149 nucleotides long. RefSeq lists its product as uncharacterized. Lineage: Eukaryota; Viridiplantae; Streptophyta; Magnoliopsida; Dioscoreales; Dioscoreaceae. The record is from RefSeq and is a predicted model, not a curated record. The transcript is spliced from 2 exons. The coding region runs from base 1 to 1149 and encodes 382 amino acids.